Microthlaspi erraticum is the source of this 327-nucleotide messenger RNA. The record is from the annotation of a GenBank genome assembly. NCBI's taxonomy places the organism in Eukaryota, Viridiplantae, Streptophyta, Magnoliopsida, Brassicales, Brassicaceae.
AUGGAGGUCGGUGAAUCCUCCAAUGCUGCUGCGGCUGCCGCUCCUUCCCAAGGGUCUGGAGCCACUCUAGCCGGUACGGUUCAUGAGAGUCAGAAUCAGUAUCAACAGCAAAGCUUUGUGGAGAUGAUGAACCAUCAGCAUAUGAGUCAUGCCGGUGAGCAAAUGGGGUUUCAGUUCAUGGGUCAUAACCACCACCACCCCCACCACCAACCGCAGCAGCAGCAGAUCCCCGGUGAUUCCUCCAUCGCUCCGGUAGCCGCCAGCUCAAGCAGUACGAACCCCGUUACCGGGCCAAACCCCACCACCAACCACAUUUGGUUCCCAUAG